Messenger RNA from Amaranthus tricolor (Joseph's coat), 1909 nucleotides. RefSeq lists its product as uncharacterized. Bases 382 to 1530 code for a protein of 382 amino acids. Lineage: Eukaryota; Viridiplantae; Streptophyta; Magnoliopsida; Caryophyllales; Amaranthaceae. The record is from RefSeq and is a predicted model, not a curated record. The transcript has 14 exons.
GUUUGUAGACUUUCUAAGUGGCAAAUCUUGGUUGGUUCACUCCACACAUAAACAGCGCUAUUUUCCUUUUAUCACUACCAACAACAAUUUUCUCCUUCAUCAUUCGAUUUGAUUUUGAUUUUGAAUUUCGAAAAUUCUCCUCUCAUCAUUCCCCAAAUCUAUCUGAAGUUGUUCUACACUUUAUCAAUUUUUCACUUAAUUAAUCAAUUGCGAAUUGUUAGGGUUUUGCUGAUAUUAUUUUUUUCCUCUUUAAUUCGAUUUUUCUAAAGUCUAAAGAGUACUAGAUCGCGAACUUAAGCGAUUUAGUACUCCAGAAAGCGCCGGAAAUCUUGAAUUGAUGAAUGCGAUUCGUUUCAUGUUCAAUAUUGCUGCUAAACUAAUAUGAAUAACAAGAUGAGUACUUCACAUCGCAGUGGAGCUUUGAAACGAUCAAAUGAUAGCGCCAGAAUUGUUAUGACUACUAUUCUAGGGAUUGUUUUUGGAUUUUUCAUUGGAGUAUCUUUUCCGACGUUCUCUGAUAAGAUUAAAUCAUCCUCAAGAUUUGUAUCGGUUUUCGAUGGAAGUUUAGAGCGCAAAGAUUCCCGUAAGCCUCAUGAGGAUCUUAGUUCACCAACAAUCCCUAAGAUAUAUGUACCUACUAAUCCUCGUGGUGCUGAGAUGUUACCACCAGGAAUCGUAGUCGCAGAAUCUGACUUUUAUCUCCGAAGACUGUGGGGUGAACCCAAUGAGGAUCUGAAAAAGAAGCCGAAAUACUUGGUGACUUUUACUGUUGGAUUUGAUCAGAAAGACAACAUUAACGCAGCUGUAAAGAAGUUUUCUGAGGAUUUCCAAAUUUUACUUUUCCAUUAUGAUGGUCGGAUUUCUGAAUGGGAUCAGUUUGAAUGGUCAAAACAAGCUAUCCAUAUCGGUGCUAGGAAGCAAACAAAAUGGUGGUAUGCAAAACGAUUUUUGCACCCUGAUGUUGUUGCUGCUUAUGAUUACAUCUUUAUCUGGGAUGAAGAUCUCGGUGUGGAACAUUUCAACGCAGAGAAGUAUAUCCAUUUGGUGCGGAAAUAUGGCCUGGAGAUUUCUCAGCCUGGUCUUGAACCUAAUAAUGGUUUGACAUGGGAGAUGACUAAAAGGAGAGGAGAUAGAGAAGUACACAAGGAAACGGAGGAGAAACCAGGCUGGUGUUCUGACCCACACUUGCCUCCUUGUGCUGCAUUUGUGGAAAUUAUGGCCCCUGUCUUUUCACGGGAUGCUUGGCACUGUGUAUGGCAUAUGAUUCAGAAUGACUUGGUGCAUGGGUGGGGACUAGAUUUUGCUCUGAGAAGAUGUGUUGAACCUGCACAUGAAAAAAUUGGUGUUGUAGAUCAACAAUGGAUAAUUCAUAAAGUGAUUCCAUCUCUUGGAAAUCAGGGCCAGGCUGAGAAUGGACAGGCUCCAUGGAAAGGGGUCCGAGAGAGAUGCAGGAAAGAGUGGUCUCAGUUCCAAAAUCGACUUGCAACAGCUGACAAGGAAUACCUAGCACAACUCGGGAAGGGUCAAUGAAUAUUCAAUUGAGGGCGGCGGCCUAAUGCUGAUUACCACUAUCCUCCUAUACAGCAGUGGCAUCUUGUUGGAGGUAUACUCGAGUUCUUACUCAAGACAUGCUUCAGGCGUGUUAAUGGGUAUUCUCUUGCCCUAUAAUGAUAAUUUAGGGGAAAACGCUGCACAUUGUGCAUAGGACUAGGUCAUCUGCGCGUUUUCUUUCUUCCGUCUACUAACUUGCUUCCAGUAUUGCUGUUAUAUAGGAUUACGCCAGUUAUUACUUUAAGUGAAGCAGAUAUAUAUAUAGUAGUAUAAUCUAGAAGCCCAUCCUUGUAUCAAGUAGUUGUACAAAUUUUGAACUAUUUGGAAGACGUGUGAAUCUCUCCUAUCUAUUUCUUGA